Puntigrus tetrazona (Sumatra barb) is the source of this 1684-nucleotide messenger RNA. RefSeq names its product carboxypeptidase B2 (plasma) (gene cpb2). The coding region runs from base 82 to 1365 and encodes 427 amino acids. The record is from RefSeq and is a predicted model, not a curated record. The transcript has 11 exons. Gene Ontology annotation, biological process: proteolysis; fibrinolysis. NCBI's taxonomy places the organism in Eukaryota, Metazoa, Chordata, Actinopteri, Cypriniformes, Cyprinidae. Gene Ontology annotation, molecular function: zinc ion binding; metallocarboxypeptidase activity.
CAAACAAACAGUUCCUGAUCAAUACUGGCCUCGUACCUUGGCUACAUUAUUGCACAAACUAUUAAGAGACAGAACAAAAACAUGAGGCCCUCAAUUCAACUGGUUUACUUUAUAUGUUUUCACAUCUUCUUUGAGAAGUGUGUCUGCAAAUCAGAACAUGACCAGGUUCUGUCCGUCACUGUAUCCACACAGGACCAUGUGAUCACGCUGCAAAACUUAACAAGUCUCAAUGAGACAGAGUUGUGGCAGCCUGCUUCACCCAUUUACAUUACAACAGACUCUGAAGUUCACCUUCACGUUCGCUCAACCAGUGUGGAGCACGUCACUGAAGUCCUGCGCAAACAUGCCAUUACUUAUAGAAUGCUUUUGGAAAACACACCAGCACUAAUUGAGAUGCAGACCAAAAAUUAUACAUCUGAUCCCCGGAGUGGAGGCGUGUUUUAUGAGAAAUAUCAUUCUUUAGAAGAUAUAUAUCACUGGAUAAACAAGACCAAACAAGACCAUUCAGACAUGGUGAAAGUUAUUCUUAUCGGGUCAUCUUUUGAAAAACGACCACUCUAUGUGCUGAAGCUUUCUGGCAGGAGGGAUGAGGUGAAGAGGGCCAUGUGGAUAGACUGUGGUAUUCACGCACGGGAGUGGAUCGCUCCAGCCUUUUGCAUGUGGUUUGUCAAUUAUGCAUUAUCUUUUUACAACCAGAACACUGAAAUCACAGAGAUUUUGAACAAUAUGGACGUUUACAUCUUGACAGUCCUGAACCCAGAUGGAUACAAGUACACAUGGACAACAGAUCGUAUGUGGAGGAAAAGCCGCUCAACUAACGAAGACAGCGACUGUUUUGGAGCCGAUCUGAACAGAAAUUUUGAUGCAAACUGGUGCACAAAGGGGGCCUCCGAUAAUCCAUGCGAUCCCACAUAUUGCGGUCGGUUUCCGGAGUCUGAACCAGAGACCCAAGCUGUAGCACAGUUCCUGCGCUCUCAUAAGAACACGGUCAAGCUGUACCUCUCCAUUCACUCCUACUCUCAGAUGCUCAUGUUUCCUUACUCCUGUUCCUAUGAUGAGAUUUCUAACCACAACGAGCUGUUUGAACUUGUUAAGGAGGCCUCGGCAAAGAUACGCAGAUAUUACAGGAGUAACUAUAAAUAUGGUCCUGGUGCAAAAACCAUUUAUUUAGCCCCAGGAGGAUCUGAUGACUGGGCUUAUAAUCUUGGGAUAAAGUAUUCCUUCACCUUCGAGCUUCAAGAUCGUGGUCGAUACGGGUUUCUUCUUCCUCCCAGCUUCAUCCCUCAGGCCUGUAAUGAGGCUAUGCUGGCAACAAAGAUCGUAGCCUUACAUGUGAUCAAGAAACUCAGGGAAGAGUCUCCAUAAACAACCUGAGCACAGUGUAACUUUUACUCUUGGCUAAAUAAAAUGUGCUAACAGCAAUAGAGAAACUGCAAUGUUUGUAACAAAUAAUAGUAAAAAAACAAUUUUUUUUGAUUAGUGUGUCCUAAAAUAUCACGCUUAAAUGCAGCUCUUUGCGCCAAAGUGAAAUACUUGGUCUGGCCUACAAAUUUUUGAAAAAGUUUCAAUAUAAAGCUUCAUUUACAGACAAAGCACCAUGUGUUUCUGUACGGUUUGUGGGGUAGCUGCUGUCAGAAGUAAAUACAGUUACUUCUCCUUUCAAUAAAACUCUCCAUUACACCGA